AUGGGACAUUGGCGGAGCAUCAUACUUGUUAUUGUUAUAUCAUUGACAAAUUUACGUUUAUCUCAUGCACACAAGAAAGAGCAACAAGACUAUGUUCAUAUGCAUAGUUGUAUUAGAAAAGCAUUGGGUUUGCCUCCGCUAUGUUGGGACGCUAAAGUGGCUAAACGAGCAAGGGCGUGGGUCAACAAAAGGAAAGAUUGUCAAAUGAUACACUCCGAAGGGGGCGGUGAGAACAUGGCUAAAGGUCCCAACCUCAAUGCUUUGUGGGCAGUGCAAAUGUGGCUUGAUGAGAGAAAGGACUAUGAUGUCGACAAAAAUGAGUGCACGGCUAUGUGUGGUCAUUAUACUCAAAUAGUUUGGAAAGAUACACUACGCCUUGGAUGUGCUAGGGCUAGAUGUGAUCCUCCUAACCAGGAUUUCUACAUGGUGGUUUGCAAUUAUGACCCUCCAGGGAACUACCCUGGCGUGCGUCCUUAUUAA
This is a messenger RNA of Cynara cardunculus var. scolymus (artichoke), 480 nucleotides long. Its product is annotated as pathogenesis-related protein 1-like. NCBI's taxonomy places the organism in Eukaryota, Viridiplantae, Streptophyta, Magnoliopsida, Asterales, Asteraceae. Gene Ontology annotation, cellular component: extracellular region. The transcript has a single exon. The record is from RefSeq and is a predicted model, not a curated record. Bases 1 to 480 code for a protein of 159 amino acids.